ACAUGGGACGUGCACGUCAUCUUGUGGACAUUUUAAGAAUUUUCAAAAGUCCCGAGUUGACGAUCGUAUUUCGAACACAUCAUAGAAUCAUAUUCAACUAUAUAUCUUCCAAUUGUUUGAUCCGAUUUUAGAUGACUUAUUAGAAAUGUGAGACAUGUUUAUAUUUAUAAAAUACAUUACAAAUGUUCAUUGUUCGUUCUGACGACGGACACUGAUUUUCUUUUCGAAAACGACUUCAGAUAUAUGCACAGGGACUAGUAUCAGCAUAUCAAUUUUAACUGUUUUCAAGGUUUAUUUGAAUUUUUUUUCAUCUAGGAAACGAGUAGCCCGAAGGUAGCCGCCGGGUUUGUUUACAAUUUUAGGCUGUUGCUGGGAACGCACCUUCGGUUGUUAUGCUAAGGACCCCAUAUUAUUAGCUGCCCAUAAAAGAGCCUGACUUAAUUGUCACCUACUACCUAAAGUAAGUAGUCUAUGCAAGGGUCUUUCGUAAAAACACAUUUAUAUAUUACCACCACAUGGUAUUUUUUUAAUCUAAAUUGUUCAAGUACAAAUGUAUUUGAAUUUUUAUGCCAGUGAUUUUGUGAGAUGGCAGCUCUUGCACACCAACAUUUUUUUUUUUCUUUUUUAAAGAUUUAUAGGAUUCAAGUUGUAAUGACAGCGUCAACUGUAAAAACUGUCACCGCGCUAAUGAUAACGUCAGCUUCAGGCAAUAUAUACGGGACUAAACUAUUUUUCGUGGGGUGUGAACGAUUAGAUACGGAAUCCGUUAUUUCAUUUAGGUUUCCAUUUUACCAACGAUUCCAACGAGCCUAUUAUCUACUAUAAAUUAAAAUGAAUUCCUAUCACGUUUUGGAACUUGUGGGAGAGGGCUCGUUUGGACGGGUUCAUAAAGGAAUGAGGAAAUUUACAGGCCAAGUGGUGGCUCUAAAGUUAAUGCCGAAGAUGGGUCGCUCAAAGAAAGAACUGCAAAGUCUAAAGAAGGAAAUUGAAAUCAUGAGUAAACUUCAGCAUCCAAACAUUGUACAGUUUUGUGAUAGCUUUGAAACCGAAACGGAGGUUGUUGUUGUGACCGAGUACGCAGAGGGUCAAUUGUUUCAGAUCAUUGAAGAUGACGGCAGUCUACCAGAAAGUCAGGUUCGCGAGAUUGCCUGCCAGCUAGUCUCAGCUCUGUAUUAUUUGCACUCCCGCCGUAUUCUUCAUCGAGACAUGAAACCGCAAAAUAUUCUCUUUGAUAAAAACGGUGUGGUGAAACUGUGCGACUUUGGGUUUGCAAGGGCAAUGAGCGUCUCCACCAUGGUGCUGACUUCUAUCAAGGGAACCCCCCUGUACAUGUCCCCUGAGUUAGUGGCAGAGAAGCCUUACGACCACACCGCUGACCUCUGGUCGCUGGGCUGCAUUCUUUAUGAACUCCACACAGGGGCGCCCCCCUUUUACACCAAUUCCAUCUUCCAGCUGGUGCAGCUCAUCGUGAAAGACCCUGUCAAAUGGCCAGACACUAUGAGCAGCACAUGCAUGAGUUUCCUGAAAGGUUUGUUGACCAAAGACCCUCAGAAGCGACUGUCAUGGCCAGACCUCCUGCACCAUCCUUUUGUUGCCGAUGGUGUUCAAGUAAUUCCAGACACAGAUGUUGUCAGUCCUCUAACUGUCACGCCUGACCAAGACAUGCUGGCACUGAAACUGAAGCAAAUGGCAGAAAAGAUGUCACUGAACUCUGGGGAGAGCAGAAUAUUGAGAAAGGUCAAGGAACAGAGAAGUAAAAUUAACACAAAGGAUCCAGCUGACGAUGCUAAAGAUAUGACUGAUGAACUGCAAAGUUGUGCCCCCCAGAGGACGACUUCUUUCGCCUCCUUUCGGUCAACUUUGACUGUCACUCCAACAAAUACAUAUCCCAACAAUCAUAUUGGUGUGAGAGCAAGUAUACAAAAAAGGGGUCCAAUUAGUCAGGACUACGAACGAGAGUUCCCCUCAAUAGAGGUUGGGCCACGACUAAAACUAAGGACACCCAAGAACGAAACUGAAAUCACUGAAAAUAUUUUGAGUUCUACAACAGUCGACAGUGAGGAAUGCUGGGAGAAGCUUAUUGAGGAGUCGGAUCCAAACCGACAAAAGCAAGAACCAUUAAACUACAGCACCGUUAUUGUUAAACUGAAAUCUACAAUUGUCGUGUUGAAGCAGCAGAUAGGGGAUGGCUUGCUAAAAGACGUGCGGUCCAUUUGCCUUGCGCUGAAGGUCCUGGAAAACCUGAUUCUGACCUCAGACCUUGCCACGACGAAGCACAUCGGCGCUGAACUUGGACUGCCGUGUCUCCUCGUUGGCUUGGUUCACGACUCCGUGAUAAACAGCGAUUUCAUCAAGCAACCACUGAGUCUGCCAACACUUAGAGGAAUGAUUGUCGUUCUGCUCGUCUACUGGGAGAAGAACCAUGAUGGGUUGAGAGCAGAAAAUAGGCCUGAACAAUUCAUCAAGCCGUUCCUGACAAUUCUUAAUCAAGCAGACCUCGACCCCUUAGCCCCUUUGGCUGCAAGUAUUUUAUCUCUCUUUAGUCAACGUGAUGUUGCUGUUAAGGCCGAUGUCAACAGGCUCAGUUCCUUGCUGAAAGCGCUUGUCUCUGGUCCACAUCAGCUCCGGCUUCCACUGCCACCUGGCUGGGGACUCUGUGAUGGCCUCCUCUCUUUACUACUACACACUCUCUCUGAGCAUGAUGGUGCCUCUCUAUGUUGGGAUCCACUCACUUUUAAUCACAUUUGGGAAGGCAUCGGCACCACACUGGCAAAGACAAAACCGGACAUUGAAUUCUGUUCAACAAAUGGACUGCAUCUUAUUAUGAAUGUCUCAUUGUUGGUGUUCUCCAAGGAUCCAUAUUCAUAUAUUUCACUCUUUUAUGAGAGCAAAUCAACAUUUGUAUAUACACUUGGCUGGCUGCUGAGCUCUGAAUGUUCUAUAUUUGCCGAAGGCCAUUCAGGUACAUUUGAGGAGGGUUUGAGUCACGAGGGCUUUGUCGAGUUGAGCUGUCACCUGCUGUGCCUUCCAUUUGCUUUGGACUUGAAUUCACACACCACUUCGCGGAUAUUGCACAUGUACGACAGCUGUCGUGUUGUUCAAGGGCUUCUGCAGGUGAUUCAAAUGCUUCCCGUUUCAUUAGUGGAGCUGCCACUGUCACUUCUGCGCCGCUUGUUGCUGUGUGACCGUCAACGUCUUGUUUCCCACCUCAGUCAGGCUGCUCAUGGCUUUUUCUCUGCACCGGCGCUCACUCCAUCGUGUCAGCAGAUAUCGACCAGAACUGCCAGUUCUUUGCUCUCUGAUUUGCUGCAGCUGGAUGAGCUGGGGGACUCUGCGGUGGAGCUCCUAUCGCUCUUCUACCUCAUCACGCGUUUUUGCCCUAACCCCGGUCGCCUCCAGCUUGAAUCUUCUGUGUUACACCAGGCACUCACUCACUCUUAUGAGCCGAUCAAGACUGCCACUUGCAAGAUUUUGGGAAACUUGUACCCAUUGUGGUCUUCCAAAACUCCCAAUUUACAAUUUCACAUUUUUAAAAGUAUGAUAGAGCUUCUUGAUGAUUGCAAUGUCCAUGUGCGGCGGGCAGCUUGCUUGUCAGUGGGGAAAUGGUUGGCUUUUAUUGCACUGGAGGCGAACACAAGAAAGCCAAAUGGAAAUGUAGCCAACGCUCCAGACUGGUUUAAACUGAAUGGGAUUGAUGAAGAUACACACAAGUGUUCAGGCAACGAGAGCUGCGUCGCAGUGGAGACAGAAAUGAACACAUUAGCUGAUGAUGAGAUGAGACCGUGGCUUGAAGAAGCCAGGAUGACGGGGGCAACACUGGCAUCCUUGACCUCUGACCCUGAUGCCCACACUCGUCUCUACGCCUGUGCGGCUCUGGGAAACCUGCUACACGUUGAAGGCGCCGUACCUGAGCUGCUGGAAGAGAACGCGUCCAAAUUACUUCUGAGAACCGCAUGCACAGAUUCCCACAAUGCAGUGAGAGAAGCCGCCAUUGCAACUCUACGCUUGUACGCUCAACGGAAGGCAUCACGGCAGGUGCUAGUAUCACUGGAUGCCAGACGGAAACUACUUCAGACCCAACAGGCACUUCUUCAAUGUGACUAUCUUCCCCUUAUUAGACAGGUCCAGACAGAUAAGUGAGUUACCGUUGUUGUUUCUGCCAGAAAACGACUAAAUCAAGCAUGUUUCAAAGUUUAUGCACUAAUAAUAUCACUAAUAAAAACCAUUUUGGUCUCGAAAAUGUAAUUCUUGUCAAAACAUUUAUACAGGUUUACAAAUGCCGCAAAAAAAAAAAAAAAUCUGGUAAAUAUAAGAUCUAAGAUCCAUGAUUUUAAAAAUGUUGCAAAUUUUUAAAAGAGAAAAACUUUAUAAUUUGCCAUGUAAAAUUGAAAGGACUGUUUAUUGCAAAUGUGGAUGAGGAACAAAAUGUGGUGCUGCAGAUCAUAGACGCGGGCAGUCUGGGAUCAGUUCUGUCUUGAAAAUAGUGAAAAUGUGAGCGUGAACUCUGGUCUAUUGUCCAUGUGACCUCCUGUGAGUGACUGACUGGGAACCAGUCCACGAUAAGCUAGGUGACCAUGGUUUUCAGAGGGUUUGCCAAAUGAAAUUAGUGUGAAACACCAACUCGCUGUAUUAGAUCCUCGUUGGCUGCUUUCAGCAGGCCUGUUGUCUGUGUUUUUC
Molecule: messenger RNA, 4677 nt
Organism: Syngnathoides biaculeatus (alligator pipefish)
Lineage: Eukaryota; Metazoa; Chordata; Actinopteri; Syngnathiformes; Syngnathidae
Gene: stk36
Product: serine/threonine kinase 36 (fused homolog, Drosophila)
Exons: 20
Coding region: 832-4140 (1102 amino acids)
Biological process (GO): protein phosphorylation
Cellular component (GO): cytoplasm
Molecular function (GO): protein kinase activity; ATP binding
Source: RefSeq, a predicted model, not a curated record